GAUAUAGCCAUGUCCGUCUCGCCGUCUGUAUGUCUGUCCGUAUGACCUGAUCAAGAAUAUAUAUACUUUAUUGUGUCGGAAAAGCUUCCUUCGACACAUUUCUUUUAAGAUUUUCUUUUAUUGUUAAUUGAAAUAAAUAAUAAUAAUUGAAAUUUUAUUUUAAAUGUUAUGACUAACUAACUAACUAACUAAGUUAAACUGGAUUUGGCAUGGUCUGUAGUAGUGCAGUGUGACCAAUAAAAAUGCGCUGGAAUUUUAUUUUCUUUUACAUUCAAACCGGAGUUACAGGUAUCUGAUAGUCAAGACACUCGACUAUAGCGUUUCUUCUUGCUUAAAGUUGCGCAGAACUGUCAGCAAGGGUCAAUUUGACCAGAAUGAAAUGGACUGUCGUAUUGACUUUUGAAUUAUUCGCUCCUAAACAUACAUAUUUAUGCAUAAUAAAAUAUAAUGCUGUGUUCGGUUUAAGAGGGAAGGGCAAUUUGAAAUUAGACUGUCGGGCGAAAUCUGUCGCAAUAGUGAAAAUAAUUGUAUUCACAAGUUCGAGUGUAUUUAUCAUGGAAGACUCAAAAAUAUUUUUGGCUUUUGUGUCAGGGACUCUAUGUUUGGCGUUCCUGGCGUUCGAAGUGGCGGGCUAUCGUCUGGACGACUUUGUUCUUACCUCGCACCUAAGCUACUUGGAACAGCGACCACGUUCGUAUACGCCAGAGUCUUGGGAAAGAGGAACUAACAUCGUGGUGGGUAUCUACAUGGUCAUCCUUUAUAUGAUGUUCCGGCUGAGGGAGCACAUGCGGUUGCAGAACGUAAAGGAUAUUCGCCGACAGCUGGAGUUCGAGGACCUCUUCCGAAUGGAGACGGAGUUCAUAGACAAGCUGCGAUCCCAAGGCAUCGAACUGGAUGGUCCCACUUUGGACUCGACCUGCGCAUAAUCGUCUUGGCGACCGCAUUCAGGAGCCAAUCAAAUAUCUCGUUAAUGCCGCCGCCUUGGACAAUGUUAAUGCUGGAUUCAGAGUACGAGUAUAUAUAUGUACACAGAUCGCACGGCUUGAUUGCUCAGAAUUAAAUUCAACAUUCGCCCGCCGAGUCGGGCGCUACACCUACACUGCUCAAUUACGCGACACAUCCAAUAUAAUCCUCCUCGGCCGAGUUGAACGUGCCCGACUGACAUUACUACGUACACCACUUAUACUAUAUGUACAACAUGGUUACUCGUACUACGUACUCGCAUAGCAUUGGUUGCCAGCGGCCGUACACUUCCAAUAGUUCAUUGUUUGGUUCUGCACAUGAGUAUAUUUUUAUCACACACUAUGCCCCUGCUAUUGCUACCGAUUGU
Molecule: messenger RNA, 1330 nt
Organism: Drosophila suzukii
Lineage: Eukaryota; Metazoa; Arthropoda; Insecta; Diptera; Drosophilidae
Source: RefSeq, a predicted model, not a curated record